Molecule: messenger RNA, 1470 nt
Organism: Lolium rigidum
Lineage: Eukaryota; Viridiplantae; Streptophyta; Magnoliopsida; Poales; Poaceae
Product: aspartic proteinase 36-like
Exons: 10
Coding region: 1-1470 (489 amino acids)
Biological process (GO): proteolysis
Molecular function (GO): aspartic-type endopeptidase activity
Source: RefSeq, a predicted model, not a curated record
AUGAGAAGAGCGGCCGCCGCCGGUGCCAUGGUAGUGGCGGUGGUCCUGGCCAACUUCGGCGCCGCUGCUGCGCCCGCGCCGGCGUUGAUACUGAGGCGCUCGUCGCCGAUGACGGGCCUGCAACGUCUCCAGCAGCUAGACAGGGCGCGCCUCGUCAAGAGGAGCGGCGUGCCGGAUUUCGAUCUGCUGGGCUUGCCCGGGAUCUAUUAUACCAUUGUGAGAUUGGGGAACCCACCCAAAGAGUAUUCUGUCCAAUUUGACACCGGUAGUGACCUCCUCUGGGUCACUUGCAGCUCUUGCACUGAUUGCCCGGUAACAGAUGACGACGGUAUCCCAUUCGACUUCUACAGCCCCAACUCUUCUUCGACGUCGUCCAACAUAUCAUGCCCUGAUGAUAGGUGCAGGGAUGCCAUUAAAGAAGGGCAUUCGAUGUGCCAAACCUCGGACUCUCCAACAAGCCAAUGUGGUUACGACGUGGCUUAUGCUGAUGCAGCCACGUCUGGGUACUACGUGUCUGACACCAUGCAUUUCGACACCGUCAUGGGAAAUGGAAGUGAUCAGGUUGCAAGUUCUUCCGCGUCCGUCUUAUUCGGGUGUAGUACCUCGCGGUCAAGUUACCUGCAGACAGAUGGCAUUGUGGGGUUCGGAAAGAAUGCACCGUCUGUCGUCUUACAACUGCACUCUCAAGGUGUGUCCCCAAAGGCCUUCUCACAUUGCUUGACAAGCUCAGAAGAUGGCGGUGGCAUACUUGUUCUUGGUGAAGUUGUGGAGCCAGGAUUGGAAUUUACUCCACUUGUCUCUUCACAGCCUCGUUACAACUUGAAUAUGGAGAGCAUUGAUGUCAAUGGUCAAAAGAUCCCCAUCAAUGCUUCCUUGUUUACAACAUCGAAUACACAAGGAACAUUUGUGGAUUCAGGGACAUCAUUAGCGUACCUUGCAGAUGGGUUGUACGAUCAUGUUAUCAGUGCAAUAGAUAAUGCUGUUCCUCUAUCUAUAGACGCUUUUUCCACCAAUGGGCACAUGUGUUACAUUGUAUCUUCAAGACGCAAACUCUCAUUAUUUCCAAUACUGACACUGCAUUUUGAGGGUGGUGCUCGAAUGACAGUGGAUCCAGUGAACUAUCUUUUGCGGAAGGGAGCUUCUCCAAGUCCAGACAACCAAAACAUUAUGUGCAUUGCCUUUCUAAGGAGCAAGGAUCUCGAGGGUUACCAACAUAUCACCAUUCUUGGAGAUAUUGUUCUACGUGAUAAGAUAUUUGUAUAUAACUUGGAGGAGAUGCGCCUUGGUUGGUUAAAUUACAACUGCUCGCUACUCAAUAAGACAGCCGUGCCUGUUGGCAGCGGGUCGAUCAGGCGCCACACACCAUCAUACUGCAGUGGACUGAUAGCUCUUGUGGUCGCCGUCAUCAGUUUCCACAUUAUCCCACCAUGGCGGCUGGAUGGCUGCUGGGUUCACCGACAGGAAUACUAA